This is a messenger RNA of Triticum aestivum (bread wheat), 3710 nucleotides long. RefSeq lists its product as uncharacterized. The coding region runs from base 140 to 1450 and encodes 436 amino acids. NCBI's taxonomy places the organism in Eukaryota, Viridiplantae, Streptophyta, Magnoliopsida, Poales, Poaceae. The record is from RefSeq and is a predicted model, not a curated record. The transcript has 7 exons.
UCCGGGUCCCUUGUCAAAGGGGAUCGAGGGUUUCCUUCCAAGGGAGGUUGCCGACUCUUCCUUGCAUUGCCAGAAAACCUAGAUCUAGGCGAGUCUCCUUCCUCCUCCCUCCACCAAAAUCGACGCAACCCUAGCCCCCAUGGCCCCUACCAGCACCACCUGGGUCUUGCUCAAGCGAAUGAUUUUCAUCGAGCACGACGCGAGCGAAACAGGAGGGGAUUCGUUCAUCGGCGGGAAGAACACAAGAGACGCCGUCCUCGCCUACCUGCGGACCUUGAAACCAGAUGCCUGCUUCGCCAAUCCACCGGAGCUGUCCUCCCUCCGCAUACUGCGGCCGAUGAAAUUCACCCCGGGGAUAUGCGGAGAUGUCACUUCCGCCUACAUCGCCAGCGGGGACAAAAAUCUCGUCGCUCUCUUCGCCGACCCUUACCGCCCCGGCACCAAUUCACAAGGAGGCUAUCUGAUCUACGACGCCAGCAAGAAUUCCCUCUCGACGAUCCCCCAGCCCCCCUGUGACUACGACCGUGAGGACGUCGGGCUUGGAGCGGUUGUCAUCUGCCUCGAGGAGGGCGCAUACGUUCUUGUCGAGCUCACCAAGGUAAGAGACUCUGAGCCCACCGUAGCCGCACUCUACACGUGGCAGUCUUCCACCACGGAGUGGGUCAUCAAGCUCGCGAGCUUUCCCCCCGAGCUGUCCUUUCCCAACCAUUUCUUCCGGGCAGGGACGUGCUUCCCUUAUCGAGGCUCUAGACUCUGCUGGGUGGAUCUGUUUAAAGGCAUGAUGGUCUGUCAUCUGGACGCGUUGCUUCAGGAUGGCGGCCGCCCAGAGUUCUGCUUCAUUCCGUUGCCUGAAGAGUGCCCGGCAUUUGACCGUGUCCAAAUGUCCGAACAGACAUAUCCACUGGAGGCGGAGGAGUUCCGUUACAUUGCCUGUAUUGGUGGCGUGAUCAAAUUCGUCACCAUGGAUGGCUAUGGCGAGCGGCCCGGCCAUGAAGUAACACUGACCAUCUGGACGCUGUCGCAGAACCUCUGCAGUUGGAAGAAAGACAAGGUGUACCAUGUCCGGGACAUCUGGAAAAGUGAGAGCCACAUCUCGUUGGGCCUGCCGGAGGUCUUGCCGUCGUUCCCGGUGCUGAGCAUGGACGAAGAAGACGUUGUCUAUCUGUUCUUCACUGACCUGAACGUGACAGAGGACGGUGACACGGAGUUCAAAGGCCAGUGUUUGAUUCGUGUCGACAUGAAGCAUAGCAAGGUCUCCCACCAUCCCAAAAGUGCAGAUGAGAUGCCAAGUCAACUCUUCAGCAGUGAAAUUCUUGCCAGUGAGUGCACUGCAUACCUACAGGGCGUGGAGGACCACCAGGAACUCCUCGGCCCGAACGAACGCCUUAUCCUCUCCACCGUCACUUUUUCCUUCUGGGCUUCUUUUCCCCAUCCCCAUCGUCUUCACUGAGAGAGAGAGAGAGAGUCGAGCUGGAGCAGCCGCGCCUUGCCGCCGCUCACCGGUGAGGCCUCGCGGCGCCCCGUCGGUGGAUUAGAUUUCGGGGAGGCGCUCGAGGGGAGCGACGGCGGCGGAGACCUGGGAGGCGGCGGAGGUGCUGCUCGCAGGAAGUGGCGGUGGCGGCGGCUGCCACACCAGCGGAGCUGUCCAAUGCCGCAGCAGGGCCUACCACGGCACCGGCAAGCUGCCUGCACUGCAAGCGGGGAGCGACGCCGGCGGCGACCUGGGAGGCAGCAGAGGUGCUGCUAGCAGGGAGCGGCGGCGGCGGCGACCGACCCUCCAGUGGAGCUAUUCAACGCCGCAGCGGGGCCCUACAACGGCUUCGGCACGUUGCCUGCGCAGGGGCCUACCACGGCGCCGCGAUUUCCUCUGGCUUGUCGACAAGGUGCGGCUCUUCUUGGCGCGGCCGAGGACGAUGGUCAUGGGCAACGUGCCAGAGACGCCCAUCUACCGGUGGAUGGACCAGUACACGACGUGCUCGACGGCACCCUUCGCGAGAAGAUCACCCGAUGGAUUGACGACGACGACGAACGAACCUCGUCCUCAACAUGUGUGAGCGAUUGGCAGCAUCGACACCAGUGGUACGAGUAUGCAUUUCGACAUGGCAAAUUUUGUGUGGAAGAUGCUUAAACAGGUGCAUCUUUGACCAAGUAUAGGACGGGCAGAUGUCGCGAAAGGAAUACUCAUGGUUGAAGACUGACUAUGCUCCCUCGAGUACUACGCAGCAACAAACUCAGGAUAACUCAGUCGAGAACUUUAAAAGAGCAAACAAGAUUCUGGCUUCGGAGUCUGAGCCGGUUCAAAUAUGGGAUUUCUCUGCGCGAACAACCUUCAUAUGGAUGAAUGAAUGGAACCGUAUGCCCCAAGAUCCUCGGUCUAAGAUCCUCGGCCUUCUGACCAGGAGGUCAUAUCUUCUCGAUCUAAUUUGCCAUUCUAUUGCCUAUGCUUAAUUUCUUGCAUAAGAUUGUUAUAAAUUAAUUGUACAGUUGUGUUGGUCAUAGUCUUUUAUCUCCUAGCUACUUCUUAAGGCUUUUCUACUGCAUUACUACUAAUUAGCCAAAUUAAUCACCAUUUCUGUUAUUUCCUCCUGCAACAACGUAAUUUUAUUUGAAUGCGGAGCACUGGAACGCUAUAUUGCUGGUUUUUUGAGUAAACAUUCACUGUCCUAAUGAAAAAUUUCUACUUUAGUGACUUGAAUUUUCAUGUGCACAUGGGUAGCAAGUAAGUAAUAGUUGCUUUUAAGCGGGUUGAAAUUGAAAGUAUGCUUAUAGCCCCCAUCUUCUCCGAGCUUUUGAAAUCUAACCUCGGCUCAAUGCUGGAGUGCUAAAUUCGGCUGAUGCCUGAAGUUCUACUUAUGUCUGGCAAGUUAUAAGCAUGUUUAGCAUUGUAUAUAUUGGUACUGGUACCCCCCUCCCUCCAUAAUAUCAAAGACGAUGACCGAUCUGGAUUGAGCCGGCUUCCUCAAAAUAGAUGAGUUGGCUUCUGCUAGGUUAAUCCAGACUCGACUGGCCUGACUAAACAAAGUAUACACCAUGUUGUACUUAUGCUUUUGUUCAGUCCUUAAAGGUUGAGUUAAGUAUCUUUGUAAUGUAGGUAAUUUGCUCAGACAUCAUGAAUGCAUUUUAUUUGUAGGCAACAGGUGAGGAUGGUGGCAGGAGGAUGUACCUGCGGCGUGAGGAGAUGGGUGCAGGAACAGCCGGCGCGCGGAGGUGGCUGGUUCCGACGGCCUCAGGUGAGGAUGGUGGCAGGAGGAUGUACCUGCGGCGUGAAGAGAUGGGUGCAGGAACAGACGGCCUUGGUGAGCAACACCAUGAGAGGAGAUGGGUGCAGGAACAGACGGCCUUGGUGAGCAACACCAUGAGACGGGAGCAGAGGUUGCUGGUUCCGGCGUGGCCGGACUGGUUCCGUUCCGGCGGAUGUGGCCGGAGGGCGAGUAUGGGUCCAGCGAGAGGAAAAACUGGCGUUCCUGGUGACGUGCGAUGACGGCUCGAUGGAGCUUCCGCACUUGUUUCUUUGUUUGGUUUGGCUGGGACGUGUCUUUUUUUUGGUUUGUUUUUUUGGUCAAUGCAUGGAGUACUGUUGUUUUUCUUUGGCCGGUGCGUGAUCGUGGUACUGUUGUUUUUCUUUGGCCGGUGCGUGAUCGUGGAUUGAGUCGUAACUGUUGUUUUUCUUUGGCCGGUGCGUGAUCGUGGGCUGAGUUGGUGGAGAUGUA